UUCACUUUCAGAAUCCUCUCGAAAACAUGCUGUGCCCAACUCCACCUCAGUGUCUCCCUUGGUGUUCCAGUGCAAACCAGUGUGUGACAGAGGCCAGGCUAGGGGAGAAAGAGCAAGGGGAUUAGUGACCUGACCCGGUCACACUGGAUUUCUUCCCUGGGGCAGUAAAUGCUGAUUGGAAGACAGGCCUGAUAAAGGUCUCCGGGAGUGCAGAGGCCCCAGAGUGGACCUGAGAGAGGCACAGCUGUAGAUCAUGGUCCUGUGAUUCAGAAGUCAGCACCAGGCUAGCAGCACUGAGACCUGAGGGAGAGACUGUGUGGAAGGUGGAAGACCCUGCAUCAUAAAUUAUCUUUCAAAAGCAAAUGGCACCUUUGCCAUCCAGGUUUUGAAGACGCUGUGUCAAGACAGACCUUCACAAAAUGUGUUUUUUUCUCCCCUAAGCAUCUCCUCUGCCUUGGCCAUGGUGCUCCUGGGGGCAAAGGGGAACACCAAAGACCAGAUGGUUCAGGCAAUGUCUUUAAAUACAGGAAAUGUCUUUAAAUACAGAGGAAGACAUCCAUAAGGGCUUCCAGAUGCUUCUCACCCAAGUGAACAAGCCUGGCUCACAACAGCCAACAGGCUCUUUGGAGAGAAGACCUGUGAUUUCCUUUCAGCAAACAUUUAAGGAGUCCUGUCUUCAGUUCUACCAUGUGGAGCUGGAGCUGCUGUCCUUUGCUGAAGCUACAGAGAAGUCCAGGGAGCACAUAAAUACUUGGGUCUCAAAAGAGACAAAAGGAAAAAUUCCAGAGUUGCUACCAAUGGGCUCAAUUAAUGAGCAGGUCAGGAUGAUUCUUGUCAAUACCAUCUACUUCCAAGGAACAUGGUACAAGCUAUUUGACAAAUCAAGCACAAAAGAAAUGCCUUUCAAAGUAAACCAGGAGGAGGAAAGGUCAGUGCAGAUGAUGUGGAAAGAAGCCAAUUUUAACUAUGUCUACAUCCGUGAGGCCCAGACACAGGUGUUGGAGCUGCCCUAUGCUGGCAAGACGCUGAGCAUGAUCAUCCUGCUCCCAGAUGAGGACAUGGACCUCAGGGUGGUGGAAAAUAACCUGACUUUUGAGAAAUUCAUAGCCUGGACCAAGGCAGCCUCUUUGCAGAAUACUGAAGUGGAAGUUCUCCUUCCGAGGUUUAAACUGCAGGGGGAUUAUGACAUGGAGUCUGUGCUUCAGCGUUUGGGAAUGGUCGAUGCCUUUCAACAGGGCCAGGCUGACUUCUCUGCCAUGUCAUCUGAGACAGACCUGUGUCUGUCCAAGGUUGUGCACAAGAGUGUUGUGGAGGUGAAUGAAGAAGGGACUGAGGCUUCGGCAGCCACCAACAUAGAUAUAGUGGGUUAGUGUGAUUCAUGUUCACCAACAUUCUGUGCUGACCACCCCUUCCUUUUCUUCAUCAGGCAUCAUGAAUCCAACACUGUUCUGUUCUGUGGUAGGUUCUCAUCUCCCCAAGGGUUGCACUUCCUCUCCAUGGAGAUUUUCCCUUUUUCCAUGUCCCCAAAUUUUCACUACAGUUCAUAAGGAUGGGCCUUUAGGUGAACACCAAGUAGAAAAAUGAGGGCAAGGUCCUAAGCCUUCUGAACAACUUGCCAGUGUGAUCUCCUGAUACACCACACUCAGCUGUCCCCAUACUGCCCACUCAUUUGUACCAUAGAACCAGGGUCAUGGCCAAUAGACUGUCCUGAUUCCCUGUUGUAUUAUGUGUGCAGUACAGAUUGCAUAGGAUAGCUUGCAAACUUUCCCCAGAUGGCCCCUAACACAUUUCCCACUCAUUCCACAUGGAAUUCCUUUUACUUAUCUUGUGCUUUCCUGGUACUUCAAGGAAGUGUCUCAAUGGUAGAGCACUUGUCUAGCAAGUUAGGGUUAGACUCUCAUCACCACAUAUAAAUUAAAAUAAAUAAAAUAAAGAUAUUGUGUCCAUCUACAUCCAAAAAAAAAAAAACUUUAAUGAACAUUUUGUCUACCUUUGGCAUUCACCAAUCACCAUUGCAAUGCUACGCAUUGCAAUAUAUGCUAGGAACACAAGGGAACAGAAUCAUGGUCCUUUGGCACCUGCUCUUUAUUAUGUAUUCCCAAUUUAUACAGUGUCUAUGACAAACAGAUUGCACAGUUGAAGAGCUUUGAACUACCACAUACCCCCAUUGCAGCUAGGAUACCUUGCCUGGUAGUAUUGCAUUUCUCAACCUCCAACCCAAACAAUGACAUGCCAUUUAGUGCUUAAAGUUCCAUUAAUGUCAUCUUCUUCAGGACAUUUUCCCAUUCUCCAUAAUCAGAGGUACAUCUUUAAACUUUCACAAAAACUGCCCAUGAUAGUUGUAUUGCUUAUUUAUUAAUCAUUUUUGUUCUUAGUCUUUAGACUAGGCCUUAAAGUCUCCAAGAUUUGUGAUUAUAUUCUACAUGCUAUAGUGUGGUAUUAAAUAAUUUGAUCCUAUAUGACCUCUGUAGUAAUUUUUUAGUUGUUGAACAUCAACAACUUUGUUGUUCCUUUUAGAUAUUUUUAUCCCAAUGACAUCCACAUUUUCACAGUUCAGAGCCAUCUAAUACAUGGUGCAAAGGUGUUGUGCAACCACAAGUUUUACUGUGUGCCCAAAGGUUUUCAUUGCCUCCAAAAGAAAUCUGUAUCCACUAAGCAGUUAAUCCUUAUCCCUUUCUCCCUCUAGUCACUAGCAACCAUGAUUCUGCUUUUUGUGUCCAUGGAUUUUCCUGUUCUGCAUAUUCCGUAUAGACUGAAUCAUAAAAUAUA
Molecule: messenger RNA, 2769 nt
Organism: Ictidomys tridecemlineatus (thirteen-lined ground squirrel)
Lineage: Eukaryota; Metazoa; Chordata; Mammalia; Rodentia; Sciuridae
Source: RefSeq, a predicted model, not a curated record